AAAGAGUCAAUGAAUCAAUAAAUACAUAUUAAGGCAAAAGCAACCUUGUACAUGUACAUGUACUGUAUUUGAGUCUCUGAAUUACUUUAAACAAACCAAACAUGGGUUACAAAAAAAAGUGUUUACACUGAAGUUUACAGUUGAGGGAGAAAGCAAUUUUAACUGGCCCCUUCCUGUCUCUUAAAAAUAACUAGUCAAAGAAUGCAUACACCUGUAAUAAUUACAGGUGUAUGCAUAAAUAAUUAUUAUUAAUUGACAAUUAUUUUAGUGCUAAGUGUAAGUUGAUAUUUCUUCACCAAAAAAUGUUCUGAGCAUCAAAAGUUGCUAGACAUUUAUUAUUGUUAUAAUUAUUGUUUUUCAGGUUCCUUGACUGUGAUAUCAGCCAAAGCUGUGUCGUCAAUGAUAAACAUCACACUGGGUGGAAACAGUCAGUUGGGGCACCCACUGUUUUAUGUCAUGUUGAUUGUAAUGAUCACCACAGCAAUUGCCCAAGUCAAAUUCCUGAACAGAGCUAUGCAAUCAUUUGAUGCCACUGUUGUGGUCCCCACCAAUUUUGUCUUGUUCACAAUUAGUGCCAUUAUAAGUGGUAUUGUUUUAUAUAAAGAAUUCUAUGGACUUACCUUCCUGGAAAUAUUUAUGUUUCUCUUUGGGUGUGUGUUGUCAUUUAUUGGUGUGUAUUACAUUACAUCAGACAGAAAACAAGAAGAAUCUGAUGAGCAGUUGUUGCUCACAAAUGCAGACUUGUUCCCUGGAUUCCUGUCGCUGUCAUCCUCAAAACUGAUUGCAGUUCAGCCCAACAACAUGUUGACGGCCUCUCAUGUUGAGUAUCCCAUGCUCCCUAGCAAGCCAAGUUAUGAAGCAACUUCUGAGACCCAAUUGGUUGAAGGGGAAACCUAGCCUGUACUGCUUGGAUCAGUAAUGUCUGGUGUGAACAGAAUUGUUAAAUUAAAUACUAUUGAGGAAGUCUUGUACUUCUAGGGGGAGGGGUGGGAAAGGGACUUGUGUGAAAUUGACAGGCAUACAUGCAGCAGUUUCUUAAUCAAAAUUUUUUUCAUUUGAUAUCAGUAUUAGCUUAAGGUGAUUCCUUAGUACAAGAACCCACCAUAGAUUU
This is a messenger RNA of Orbicella faveolata, 1111 nucleotides long. RefSeq names its product NIPA-like protein 2. Gene Ontology annotation, cellular component: membrane. The record is from RefSeq and is a predicted model, not a curated record. Gene Ontology annotation, molecular function: magnesium ion transmembrane transporter activity. NCBI's taxonomy places the organism in Eukaryota, Metazoa, Cnidaria, Anthozoa, Scleractinia, Merulinidae. Gene Ontology annotation, biological process: magnesium ion transport.